AUGAGCGGACAUACCUUUCCCAUCGCUGAAACCUCUGCUGGAGUUGUCGAACAAGAUCCUGAGCUAUUCCCCGGGGACUUCCGCCCUCAAAUCGAUACUGGCACUUGCGUGAUUUUGGUAGUUCGUUUAAUCCGUCAUGCUCGGCGCGUGUGGCCUCAAUCACUUCUUACUAUUGCACGUGCAUUCGCUCGCUUCCUCUCAAUCCCAAGGGCGGAUGACGCCAAGAGGUCAGUUUCGGUGACUCGACAUGAUGAUCGCGUCAAAACCUCGAAAUUUAAUGGAUGUCUCUGGUUACUUUCAAUACCGGCCAACAUUGCUCCUUACCGCUCAACAUCUAUCCAACAGCAAGCGCAAUUUGAGCUUCUUCGAGCCAUGGCCACCCACAAACCCGUCCUUCCCGUUACAAGACAAGGAUAUCGAGCAGUCGUUGCAGUCCAACUGGCUCAUAAGAAAACAUUCGAAGAGCGCCAGUCCGCUGAACUAAAAGCUCCAUCCUGGCCUCCCUGGAAGGAAGAAAAACUGGGAAUUGAUUCUCAGCGUGGAAAUGAAGGGAUGUUCAGUCGUGCGAUGCAGGUACUUUCACAAAUGAAAGAUGCUGGCUAUUCUCAUCGUCUUUGGGAGGACAUAUCCUCGAUUUUGGCGGGCUGGGACACAGAUCACAGUCCGACGGUGCAGACCAGGGCUAUGAUGCGUCGCCCGCAAGCUUUACCGGACAGACAUGGAUCCAAGACGAAUCAUCACGAAAUGUGGGUUGCUCGUAUUCGCUCUACAAGAACUGUCCGUGAAGCCUGGGCGUGCUUCCUCUCAUAUCAGGACCGUGGCCUGCCCCCAAAGGGUUCCAUAUACGCUGCCAUGGCUGAAAAGCUAAUAUACCGACGAAACACCAUAGAGAGCGAGUUUGACCAACUGAGUCAUGCCUUGCCAGGCGAUGGCCGCGAAGUUCACCCGGAACCAGCUUCUGCUCGUGACAUCAUUUAUGUGCCCACGGAACCACCUAGCGUGGAUGAGUUUCUUGAUCAGAUGCGCGGACGGGGGCUUCGGCCUUCCGGGAGAUUCCUCGGCCUACUACUUCAGUCUGCUACUUCUCUGCGUUCGGGGUUGGAUUACCUCCAAUGCAGUGGCCUUGCAAAAGCCCAAAUCGAGACGCUCUCUAUUGUGCGGGCCAAGUCUCGCACGUACCACACCUUAGACCUUGACGCUUUUCAUAAAUUGCCAGACUUUGUAUUUGCAUCGUUCAUCAAGUUGCUGUGCACCCAUUCAGAUAUUGCCAGUCUGGACAUCGGCAAUCGAAAUAUUCUUACAGCUGACCGUUUCCCGGCAUUGAUAGCCGCCGACUGCUCGACCGGUGCGAAAGUGGACCUUAUCGCAUACUCCGAGGAACAUCCAGGUAAUCAGCAUCAUCCGAGGGCUUUAUGGCACGCGAUCCAAUUGACCAAAAUGCGACGUGCUCCUUACACCCCGGCCUGGACCCACAUUCUAUCUGCUCUGACCCGUGAUCGCCUCACCGGGUAUUAUGGUCCAAGAAGCCGAAGUCUUCAGCGCAUACUAGCAUGGCACCAGGCUCUCAGAGCAUUGAGCUGGAUGCGACAGCGCGAUGUUGAACUUGGCGAGGAAGGAUUCCGCAUUUUGUGCGUGGCGUUUACGAAAGCCGUUGACGCUGCCCUUAGACACCCGGGGACUGCCGAACACAGUUUUAUGCUGAUUCAUAAAGCUCGUAUCCGUCGUCUCAAAGCCAAGAACGAUGGCGAUGAUGAGGUUGACGCUUUGAUGCAGCACGCGCUGCAGGUCUUGAAGCAUCAGUUCGAUCAUCUCGUGCUCCCAGCAUCUAGAACAACGGAGCAUGCAGAGCGAAGUGUCUUUGCAGCAGAAAUGAAUUCAGAAACACAACUCCAUGUUCCCUCAAUGCUGCAAAUACCAUCACCUGCGACGCUACAUGCCUUUGUGCGGGCUCUUGGGUCUGUAGGAGAUGACGAAGGGUUGUUACAUCUGCUGCACUGGAUGAGUCGGUCGGCUGAUCUAUUGAAAGAAGCUGCAGACGAACAUGCAAACGGAGACAAAAUGAUGCGUCGAACCCUUGUGGCGAUCAGGGUGUUUUUGGAAAGACGACAGCAACGGAUUGACACACGGGUACCAUCGGACUCGAUCGUGGAGGCAUGCGACCUUGUCAGCCGGACAGGCUGGGACUGGCCAAGUGAUGCGGAGGUUAUAGAAUACUGCCAGUGA
Penicillium digitatum Pd1 is the source of this 2223-nucleotide messenger RNA. RefSeq lists its product as uncharacterized. NCBI's taxonomy places the organism in Eukaryota, Fungi, Ascomycota, Eurotiomycetes, Eurotiales, Aspergillaceae. The record is from RefSeq and is a predicted model, not a curated record.